AUGGGAGACAUCGAUAGCAUGUUUUAUCAAGCGAAAGUACCACAGGAGGAUGCAAGUUUCCUUAGAUUCCUAUGGUGGGAGGAUGGAAAUCCUAGAAAACGCAUAAUUGAGUACCAAAUGGUAGUACAUUUAUUUGGUGCAACAUCAUCGCCAAGUUGUGCAAAUUAUGCUUUGAGGAAAACAGCGCAAGAUUACAAAGGACUUUACAACACAGAAGUCAUCAACACUGUUCUGAAAAACUUUUAUGUGGAUGACUGUUUGAAAUCAGUGAAAACCGUAACUGAAGCAUCUUCUCUGUUGUGUGAUUUGCAAGAUCUUCUUAUGAGAGGAGGAUUUCAUAUUACUAAAUGGAUUAGUAAUAGCCGGGAAGUUAUGACCUAUAUUCCAGUCUCAAGGAGAGCAAAGGAAGUCAAAGACUUGGAUUUGGAAAAUGAUAUCCUUCCCAUCGAUAGAGCCCUGGGGGUUCAGUGGUGUGUUGAAAUUGAUGUUUUUUGUUUCAAGAUGGACAUUAAAGAUCAACCCUUAACGAGAAGAGGUAUCUUAUCCAUGGUGAGCAGUGUGUUUGACCCACUGGGAUUUUUGGCCCCGUUCACUUUAAAAGCAAAGUGUUUACUACAAGAACUUUGUAAACUUCAGCUAGGAUGGGAUGAGAAGAUACCAGGACAUCUCGCACAACAGUGGAAUGAAUGGCUACAAGAUCUAGAGAGACUUUCUGACAUUAAAGUGUCAAGAUGUUAUAAACCUGUUGGAUUCGGAGAAAUAAAGUCCGCACAGCUACAUCACUUCGCAGAUGCCAGUGAACGUGGAUAUGGAACUGUAUCCUAUUUAAGACAGGAGAACUUUGAUGGUGCAGUUCAUUGCUCAUUCGUUAUAGGCAAGUCACGUGUCGCUUCAUUAAAACAGACGACAAUUCCUCGACUAGAAUUGACAGCGGCUACAGUAGCAGUUCGCACAGAUAAGAUGUUGAAGUCCGAGUUAGAUGUACUUAUAGAUGAAACUGUGUUUUGGACAGACAGCAUGGCAGUUAUUCGGUAUAUAAGAAAUACCUCAUCUAGAUUUCACACUUUCGUCGCAAAUAGACUUGCAGUGAUUCACGAAGGUUCCUUACCUGAUGAAUGGCGAUACAUCAAUACCAAACAAAACCCUGCUGAUCUUGCAUCAAGAGGCAUGUCCGCUAAUGACAUUCUUCAAGGAAAACAUUGGAUAACAGCACCUGAAGUCUUGUUAGCAAAAAAUGAUAGUUGGACUGAAAAACCAAUGGAACUUUCUGAUGAGAUACCUGUUGACGAUCCAGAGGUAAAAAAGUCACAGUGA
Messenger RNA from Magallana angulata, 1314 nucleotides. RefSeq lists its product as uncharacterized. The transcript has a single exon. The record is from RefSeq and is a predicted model, not a curated record. NCBI's taxonomy places the organism in Eukaryota, Metazoa, Mollusca, Bivalvia, Ostreida, Ostreidae. Bases 1 to 1314 code for a protein of 437 amino acids.